CAGAUGCUCUGGAACUGGAACGUCAUGAACACCUGCUUCAUCUCCAAGCACUGGCAAAUCACCUCCAAGGGCAUGUUCGCCGGUUCCUGCAUCGGCGUCAUCCUGCUCGUCAUCGCCCUCGAGUUCCUCCGUCGCCUGUCCAAGGAAUACGACCGCUUCCUGAUCAAGCAGCACGCAGCUCCUCGUGCCGUGCCGGCCUUUCGUCCCAGCGUGCUCCAGCAGGCCCUCCGCGCGCUGCUGCACGUGGCCCAGUUCUCGGUCGCCUACAUUGUCAUGCUGCUGGCCAUGUACUACAACGGCUACUUCAUCAUCUGCAUCUUCAUCGGCGCCUACAUUGGCUCCUUUGUCUUCCACUGGGAGCCGCUCACCGCUGGGUAA
This is a messenger RNA of Trichoderma reesei QM6a, 378 nucleotides long. RefSeq lists its product as uncharacterized. NCBI's taxonomy places the organism in Eukaryota, Fungi, Ascomycota, Sordariomycetes, Hypocreales, Hypocreaceae. Gene Ontology annotation, molecular function: copper ion transmembrane transporter activity. The transcript is spliced from 2 exons. Gene Ontology annotation, cellular component: membrane. The record is from RefSeq and is a predicted model, not a curated record. The annotation marks the transcript as partial. Gene Ontology annotation, biological process: copper ion transmembrane transport.